UAGGUGUAAAUAGGGAAAAUAAUGCCAUCCCUUCUUUCUUGAUACCGUGUUUGUUUAUGAGCUACUUUCACAAAUUUAACCCAUACUAUUUUAAUGUUCCAAAAUACAUUAAAGUAUAUUAAUUAUUUACGGCUUAUCCAUAGAUAAAUGUUAUCAUGGAAGAAAUAGAGAUUACAGUGCAAAGUAUUCUACCAUCUGAUGAACCCCAAGGACGAUUUCGCCUACGCAUUUCACCAAAUGCUACUGUUGAGGAAUUACUUAGAGAACUAUGUAGGGAAGCUAAUUCUCCUCUUAAACCAGAGUACUGUCUACGAAGUAAAGGACAUGAUCUGUUGCAACGCACUGAUAUACUAAGUCAUAUUGGUGUGCAGGAUGGUGCAUUCCUUCAUUGGACAAGUGAAAAUGUGGAGGUUGCAACACCAUGUCGUUGUAAUACAUUCUGGUUUCUGGCUCUCGUUAGCUUUAUUAUAGGAACAGUGGGUAUUGUGGCCCUUUGUGUCAUCAGAUUUAAGGAUUCAGAGCCUAUAACUGAUUAUGCCAUUGUAUUUGAUGCUGGUUCCACCCAUACAGCAAUGUUUAUAUAUAAAUGGGAAGGAUCAAAAUUAAAUGGAACAGCAGUAGCAGUACAGUCAGGAGAAAAAUGUGCUGCUGAUGGAGCAGGUAUUGCAAACUUUGCAAAUAACCCAGACGAAGCUGGCAAGUCACUAGAGAGAUGUAUAUCUCAAGCUAAAGUAGCAGUCCCUGCAAACAAACAUGUAGAUACACCUAUAUAUCUUGGUGCUACUGCUGGAAUGAGAUUGUUAAAUCUUUCCAAUCCAAAAGCCAGUGAAGCCAUCCUUGAAUCAGUUCGUAAGGUAUUCACAUCAUCUUCUUUCAAAUUUACUUCACCUGGUACAUCUGCAAGAAUAAUUUCUGGGUCAGAGGAAGGCUUGUUCUCCUGGAUUACCAGCAAUUAUGUUGCUAAUGCUUUCAAAGUUCAACGUCCAGGGAUUAAAGACCUACUUUCACUUACAAUUGUGCCAACCAUUGGUGCAUUAGAUUUGGGAGGAGCCUCAACACAAAUAACAUUUGUACCAGAUAGCAAUGCAAGCAUGCCUUCAGAGUACAACACUAGUCUCAGGCUGUUUGGGCACAACUAUACUGUUUACACACACAGUUAUUUAUGCUAUGGUGUAAUGGAAGUAACUAACCAGAUUUUGGCUGCACUAGUUAAGGGUAAAGCUACAAAUGCCACAGAAAUUGAGCACCCUUGUUUACCUACUGGCUACAAUGUGACCAUGUCUUAUAAUGAAAUAUUUGGUUCUCCAUGCACCAAAUCUGCUGCAACUAGAUUACCUUUUUAUGACACAGUGCAGAACUUCACAUUUAUGGGACGCAGCAAUGUACAAGCUUGUGAAAGUAUUCUAAAUACUACACUGUUUAAUACUUCAUUCUGCCCUUACUCAGACUGCUCAUUUAAUGAAGUUUACCAGCCUAAAAUAUCAGGCCCGUUUUAUGCAUUUUCCAGUUACUUUUAUGUUUCAAGCUUUUUGAAUCUUACUACUAGUAACUCAUCAUCCUUUGAACAUAGCAGAUUUGUCAGUGCCAAAGACAAAAUUUGCAAUUCAACCUGGGAUGAGUUGCUAAAACUUAAUGUGACAAAGCAGGAACUCCAAAAUCUAAUGUGGUACUGUUUGCAAUCAAGCUACAUCAAUCUUUUAUUAUAUGAUGGAUUCAAAUUUUCUGAUUCUGAUUGGCUGGGAAUUAAUUUUGUUGAAAAGGUUUCUGCCACAGAGGUUGGUUGGACAUUAGGAUUUGUCCUUAAUGAGAGCAACCUCUAUCCAGCUGACUAUCCAGAGGUCACAAUAUAUACCAUUACUUUUGCUCUUCUGAUGGUUCUGUUCUGUCUCUUCCUUCUUGUUAGUGUUGGACUAAUAAUACAAGGAAAAAGAGUUCAGGGCUCCAAUGUAGUUAAAUACAGAAGAAUGAGCACAUAUGGUGCUAUUUAACUUCAUUGUGUUAAUAGCUCAAAAAUACUUAAGAUGCAAAAAAUAUUUGGAUAAUUUAUUUAUUUUUAUUAAUUGGAACAAUUUUGAUUGUUUAAGUCAUCUGCUAUUGAAAGUUAUAAAUUUCAUGUUGUAAAUCUGACCAAUAACAUUAUUUGAUUAAACAAGCAUUAUUGUCAAUCAUAACGGCAACUGGUUGUCCUAUUAUCAAAUUCAAAUCUAUAUGUCCAUUUUCAGCACUUGCCCUCAGGUUAAAAUUGUAUGAUUAAAUUUGCUAUCAUUAUCAUGCUUGUAAUGUAAUAUUUGAUGGUUUAAUUUUUUUAUUCAGGGUAUAAUUUUCAAAUUUUAAACUGUGAUUUUUCUGGGAGUAAAAAUAAGUUUAACUCAUCUUGAUCACAUUUUUCAUGUUAUCAACCUUACAUUGUUUUGUAUUUUUGCCAAUUGUUUUCAUCUUUUGUUUUCUCUAAAUAUUUUGAGGUAUUAUGUUGUUUUAUGUUGAGAUUGAUAUUAUUAAUGAAUUUGAAAUAUGAAAGUUAUAAUUUAAAUAUACUUUUUUUAUUGGUAUGUGUGAUUGUUUUUAAUGAGCUAGUAAA
This is a messenger RNA of Physella acuta, 2578 nucleotides long. RefSeq names its product ectonucleoside triphosphate diphosphohydrolase 1. Gene Ontology annotation, biological process: nucleoside diphosphate catabolic process. Lineage: Eukaryota; Metazoa; Mollusca; Gastropoda; Physidae. The record is from RefSeq and is a predicted model, not a curated record. Gene Ontology annotation, molecular function: UDP phosphatase activity; ribonucleoside triphosphate phosphatase activity; GDP phosphatase activity. Gene Ontology annotation, cellular component: plasma membrane.